AUGGUGAUGGUCUGUGGUGUAAGGAGCAUGCGUGGAUGAAGCAGUAACAAAGCGAAGGCUGAGUGUCUCUGCAUUGGGUAUUCUCCGCUGGAAGAAGAGAUCGGGGAGUGCUGCGGGCAGUGCAGGGACAAGGAGGACCGCUGUACAGCGGGAUUGGGGACGUGUGACAGCUCGCAGUCACCUUUUCUGACACCCUCACUGUCCAACCAUUGCGCUGUCCUUUGCCUGUGCGAUUGGAGGAGGAAUAGGGCAGAGACGCUUGCCUAUUGGAUGCCCACAUCGGACGACCCUGCCGCUCCCACCCGCACACCUGGCAGCUCCUGAGAUGAACAAGUUGCGGCAGAGCCUGAGGAGGAAAAAACCAACGUAUGUUCCGGAGGCCAGCCGCCCGCACCAGUGGGGGGCAGACGAGGAGUCGGUGAGGAGGGGGAAAUGCAGUUUUCCUGUCCGGUACCUGGGGCACGUGGAGGUGGAGGAGUCGCGAGGCAUGCAUGUAUGCGAGGAUGCCGUCAAGAAGCUCAAACUGCUUGGGAAGAAAUCUGUGAAAGCGAUUCUGUGGGUCUCCGCUGAUGGCUUGCGGGUUGUGGAUGAUAAGACGAAGGACCUCAUUGUAGAUCAGACCAUAGAGAAAGUUUCGUUCUGCGCUCCUGACCGCAAUUUUGACAAGGCGUUUUCAUAUAUAUGCCGGGAUGGCACCACCCGACGCUGGAUCUGCCACUGCUUCUUGGCCCUGAAAGAUUCUGGGGAACGCCUGAGUCAUGCAGUAGGCUGUGCAUUCGCUGCUUGCCUGGAACGAAAGCAGAAGCGUGAAAAAGAGUGCGGAGUCACUGCGUCCUUCGAUGCCAGCCGUACCAGCUUUGCUCGUGAAGGUUCCUUCCGUGUCACCUCUGCAUCUGGCCAAAGCGACCGAGAAGAGACUAUGCGGCAAGUUCAAGAAAAAAAGAAAGGUCUGACAAAUGAAGGAAAUCAGAGCCAGUCAUCAAAUGCAUCUUCCCUGACUGCCUCUCCCAGUACUGGACUACCAGCCCAGACCGAGAACUCUUCUCCCCUGCAGGGGUCUUCGGUCCCAUCAGAGAAGGCAGAGAUGGGGGGCCAGCAUGCCAUCCCACGCCGACACGCCCCCAUAGAACAGCUUGUAAGACAAGGAUCGUUCCGCGGUUUCCCUGCUCUUAGCCAGAAGAAUUCACCCUUCAAACGUCAGCUGUCACUGAGGCUCAACGAGCUCCCAUCCACACUGCAGCGCAAAACUAAUUUCCAGGACAAGGGCCAAGUCCCAGAAAUGGAUCCUACAGGACCACCUGACCCAGAUGGAAUUACUGACCUGUGCAACCAGAUCAAUAGCUCCUUCACCAACAAAUCAUCUGAAGAUCACUAUGUGAAUGGGAAUGGGAUGAGAACCCCACCUAACGUGGCUUGUCUCCCUCCUCCUCCUCCUCGACAGGCAGUACAAAGCAUGCCAGUUUGGCCAGAUCAAGCUGUGACCACCAACUCAACUCCUUCUAACGUCCAAAUGGGUCACCGUCGUACACCGUCUGAAGCAGAACGCUGGCUGGAAGAGGUAGCAAAGGCAGCCAAAGCCCAACAGCAGCAGCAACAGCAACAUCCAGAGCCCUUACCGCAGCCUAUGGUGGCUAUACCGAUGGGAGUACCAGCUUCAAUACAGGCUUAUCCUGUUUCAUAUGAUGCCGCUCCUGCCCCCGUGGGUAUGUUCAUCACCCCUCAUAUGCAGCCUGCCUAUGUUCCAGUGGGUGCUUAUGUCCCACCCAUGGCCAACAGCAUAUCCUACCCUACACCAAGCGUACCGGUGGUAGGCAUCACACCUUCCCAGAUGGUGGCCAACGUUUUCUGCUCUGCCACCCAAGCACCCUCGUCCAACCUGGCAAGCAAAACUAACCCAUUCCCUCACAGCAUAAUGCACUCUUCAGCCACAAGUGUCCACAACCCUGCCCCAACCCAGCCUCACCUGUCUGGACCAAAGUCAAACAACCCUGCCAACGGUACUUGGCCUCCAGAUCCCAGCCAGCUACGACUGGCCUCCACCGCACAAGAAGUGGACCAGUUCGAAGCUCAGUGGGCAGCACUCGAGUCCAAAUCUCAGCAACGCCUGGCCAACCCUUUCUCCAAUGAACUGCAGAAGACCUUCCAGAUAGAAUUGUAGCCAACCUACUCAUUACUCAGACUUUGUUCAGGAACCACCACCAGUAAUUGAUCAGCCAUGAAGAGCCAUGUGACGGAACCUCAGAGGUUCCAAAUCCCAAACGGGUGGUUGGGUAAAACUGGAGUUCAUGUGACCCCCUCCCCACCCCCCUCCAAUGACGACAUCUGUACUGAUGGAUACAAACAAUAGAGUUGUAUGUUAACCUAAUAGCAACAUUACGAUAUAUUAGGGUGCUGAGGAUUGUUUGGACUGAUACGGGAAGUGAAUUACCAUUCCAGAAAGAUGUUUUUGGUGGGAACAAUGUACAAACGGGACACGGAUUCGGCAGAUAAAAGAAAGUUAUAAUAAGUUGUCUUUGUAAGAGGGUUUGGUAGGUAAGGCAGAGGCACGAGGCACGUGAUGUGAAGGUCUGUGAAGGAUGUAAUAAAGAUGGUGCAGAUGUCUCA
Rana temporaria (common frog) is the source of this 2604-nucleotide messenger RNA. RefSeq names its product NUMB like endocytic adaptor protein (gene NUMBL). The record is from RefSeq and is a predicted model, not a curated record. The coding region runs from base 326 to 2158 and encodes 610 amino acids. The transcript is spliced from 10 exons. NCBI's taxonomy places the organism in Eukaryota, Metazoa, Chordata, Amphibia, Anura, Ranidae.